This is a messenger RNA of Zingiber officinale, 2551 nucleotides long. Its product is annotated as protein trichome birefringence-like. The transcript is spliced from 5 exons. The coding region runs from base 99 to 2240 and encodes 713 amino acids. Gene Ontology annotation, molecular function: O-acetyltransferase activity. Gene Ontology annotation, cellular component: Golgi apparatus. NCBI's taxonomy places the organism in Eukaryota, Viridiplantae, Streptophyta, Magnoliopsida, Zingiberales, Zingiberaceae. The record is from RefSeq and is a predicted model, not a curated record.
AUCUUUUCACUCGCUUUCGCACUCACUUCGUCUUCUCUCCGUUAAAAACCGCUUUUUUUCUUCGAUUUCUUCUUCGCUGGCUUCUCUUCUUCUCCGCCAUGAACGAGUCCUCGAAGCUUGCUCAGGGCUCGUCCAUCAUUUUCGAUCUGAGAGCGCUCUUCUCUCUUCUGAGGGCUCGGAGGACGAAGGUCUUCCUCUAUGGCUUUGCCGUCGCCUUCGCCGCCUUUACUGCCUACUUGGCCUUCUGUCCCGCCGAGAAGGGCUCGCCUUGGUUCAACGACAUCUUCAGCUCCGCUUCCGCGUCCACCGCCGCCUACCGAUCGCAAAUCUCUUCGAUUGUGUCCUCCUACAUCUUCCCUAACUCCUCUUCUCCGAGAAAUCCGGCGCCUCUAUCGGAGGUUGACGGCGGCGGUGGGUCGCAGGGAGGCGGCGCCUCGGAGAGUAAUUUGACCAGAAACGGCGGCGGAGCAGGGGACCAAAAAAGUGGGGUCUUGGUGAAGAAGAACGAGACGGCGGCGGAGGGCGUCAAAGAAGAUAGCGGCGGAUCGAGGGACCAAAAGAGUGGGGUCUUGGCGAAGAAGAACGAGACGGCGGCGGAGGGCGUCAAAGAAGAUAGCGGCGGAUCGAGGGACCAAAAGAGUGGGGUCUUGGCGAAGAAGAACGAGACGACGGCGGGCGGCGGCGCUGUCGAGAAAGGAGGGAUCUUGGCGUCGAACAACCACACUUCUACUGGAAUUGAGCCGCAGGGAAGCGAUGUUACCAAGAACAAGACGACCAAUGGAGAUCCCAAGAAGAAGGAUCUUGCUGCCUCGACGAAACCCACAGCCCCGGCGACCAAGAAUCAAACAGCAAGUGGAUCGCAAUCCAAAAACACGACCGCAUCUGGAGUUCUUCCGACAAAAAUCAGCGAUUCCCGAUCGGAAAACGCGACUAGGGCUACGGACACAUCGAAGAAAGAUUCAUCAUCUGCAACACCGAAAAAUCAGACUGCCAAAGCAACUGCUUCUGCCAAAAAUGGAAAUUCACCUAUCAAGAAUCAAGCCCCAAACGAAGUAGCUUCGCAAGAAACUCAAGUUCCCAAGAGUAGCAAGGAAUCCGCCAUUAAUCCUCAGAACAAUGCUUCCUCAGUUGCAAAGCUCGAUGAGAAAGGAAAACAGGUGGAUUGGAUCAGUUCCAUGAAAAGUUGUGAUCUUUUUCAAGGCAAAUGGGUGAAGGAUGAUUCCUACCCUCUCUACGCCGAGGGCUCCUGCCCGCACAUCGACGAGCCUUUCGACUGCUACCACAAUGGCAGACCUGACCAAGCUUAUCAGAAACUCCGAUGGCAGCCUACAGGCUGCAAUAUCCCAAGAUUGAAUGCCACUGAUAUGUUGGAGAGAUUGAGAGGGAAGAGGCUCGUGUUCGUCGGCGAUUCGCUAAACCGAAACAUGUGGGAAUCCUUGGUUUGUGUCUUAAGGAACUCCAUUAAAGACAGAAGCAAGGUUUUCGAGGCCUCAGGAAGGCAUGAAUUCAGAACAGAGGGCUCUUAUUCAUUUGUCUUCAAGGAUUUCAAUUGCUCGGUGGAGUUCUUCCGCUCUCCGUUUCUUGUCCAAGAAUGGGAGAUGCCGAUAAGCAAUGGCACGAAGAAGGAGACUCUCCGGCUCGACAUUAUCGAGAGAUCGUCUUCUAGGUACAAAGAUGCGGAUGUUAUCGUCUUCAACACGGGGCAUUGGUGGACUCAUGAGAAGACCGCAAAAGGGAAAGACUACUACCAAGAAGGAGAUCAUAUUUACACUGAAUUGAAUGUGGUGGAAGCAUUCCACAAAGCUCUAAACACAUGGGCAAAAUGGGUGGAUGCAAAUGUGAAUCCCAAAAAGUCCCUAGUGUUCUUCAGGGGCUAUUCUUCCUCCCAUUUCAGGGGCGGGCAAUGGAAUUCAGGCGGGCAAUGCGACAAGGAGACAGAGCCCAUAAAGAAUGAGAAGUACCUCUCAUCCUAUCCAUCCAAGAUGACUGUGUUGGAAUCUGUCAUCAAGGGAAUGAAAACCCAUAUUGGGUAUCUGAACAUUACGAGGAUGACCGACUACCGGAAGGAUGCUCAUCCUUCGAUCUACCGGAAGCAGAACCUGACGGAUGAGGAAAGGCGAGAUCCUGAGAGAUUUCAGGAUUGCAGCCAUUGGUGCCUCCCUGGAGUUCCUGAUAACUGGAAUGAGCUACUCUAUGCACAGCUAAUUCUUAAACAACAGCAGCAGCAGCAGCUUCUGUGAAGAACACAACAGUUCAACAACAAAGUGUAUAUUAAUAUUUGUCAUGUGGCGAAUAAGCAGCAAUCAAUGAAGGGUGGAAAUUGCAAUCACAUAGAGGAAAAAUUAAGAUCAAGAAAAAAGAAAUUAAUAUCAACUAUUAUUUAUUUUAUUGUAAGUGAGAGGAAAAUCAAGUUUUUUUUUUCCUGCAAAAAAGGAUUUUAGAAUACGAUAAGGUAUAUCAUCUAUGAAGUUCAGUUAAGAAUAUUGUGCCUGUAUCAAAAGUCACAAGGACAUCUCUUUUUUGUUGAAUUGUCAAGGGGCACCUUAUGAUA